This is a messenger RNA of Aureobasidium uvarum, 399 nucleotides long. The record is from the annotation of a GenBank genome assembly. NCBI's taxonomy places the organism in Eukaryota, Fungi, Ascomycota, Dothideomycetes, Dothideales, Saccotheciaceae.
AUGUCGUCUGGGUUCGGCUUGACUGGAGGCCCCGGCCGCUGCUUUCCCUUCUGGCAGGAGAUGCUCGCCUGCUACGUCGUAAACACAAACUCCGAGGACGGCUCGGGCAAGAAGAAGUGCGCUCCCAUGCUCGAGGACUACUACGAGUGCCUACACCACCGCAAAGAGGUAUCCAACCCUGUUCCCAAAGAAGGUGCCUCUGUUCUGACCAGCAACCGCGAAACAGNNGCCGCUCGCGUCCACGCCCUUCAAUCCGCAUACCGCAAGCACCUCGCCGCAAACCCCAGAGACGACGCCCCUUCGGCCGGCCAAAUAAGGAGUCUGGGCCUGAUCGAGGGCGACCUGCACGAGAAGGACAUGAAGGCCGCUGCCCUGCUCCCUCACGUCAAGACCAACUAA